Molecule: messenger RNA, 1903 nt
Organism: Cladocopium goreaui
Lineage: Eukaryota; Dinophyceae; Suessiales; Symbiodiniaceae
Source: the annotation of a GenBank genome assembly
GAAACCAUGGAGCUCCUAUGUUUGGUGCUGGGCGUUUGGGUCUUGUGGCUCGUUUGGGCGAUCCAAACGUGGUGGCUUCAUUUCUCGAAACGACUUCCGCGCUCCGACCCCUCAUGUCCCAGUCGUGGGCCCCGGCCCAAGCUAGGGCAGAAGCCCUCAGCCCUGAAUUUUGGGUCUGCAUUGCCUGCACUGCCAGUCGCUGCGCCUGAGACACCGGAAACCUUCACUUUGCCUGGGGCAACCCAUGGUGCCAACGACACUGCGCAGGCGGAUCACACCAUGGGGCAAGCCUUCCGAUCAAGAGCCUUGGGUGGUUCCCAGAGGAUGAUGGAGAAGAAGCGCUGCCCAGUGCUUCUGGGGUCCAGCCCUUUGGGGAAGAGCCUGCAGAGCUGCCCAGUGGGGCCAGUGGGGAGUUCGGUGCCGGUGCCCUUGGAUAUGAAUCAUGUCUCUCUAGGACUCUGGCAAUACCUUUGGGCAGCCCAUGCAAUUGCCAUACCGGCUAUUGCCUUGGUGAUGUUGGGAUGGUGCCAAAUCCAACUGUCUCGGCUCCUGAAGCUGCUUGGCUUGCUCCCUGAGGCUUCAGAGAUAGAUCUGCGGCGCAUGAUCUACCACCUAGUGUUGGAGAACUUGUGCACCGGAGUUGCUGACAUUGAAGGCACUGAAGCGGGCAAGGUGGCCACCUUCGUCUUCAGCCCUUUUCCGCUCUACCUAGACCAAAAGUCUCAGGUGUUGAGUCAUGUGAAGACCAGCAUGGUGGUCAAAUUGAAUCUUAGCCGGGAAGGCUUUGUGCAUGCUGAGCUUGAUGGAGAUAUUUGCAGCCUGACUGAUGCUGCAGUGUUACUGGCCCACUACGUGACCAACGUGAAUCAUCCCAGGAUGCAUGCCUAUGCCAACUGGGCCAUCGACCCGGCAGACCAUAGCAACCGAUACCUGCAGAAAAUGAGUGUGGUGACGACGUGCUACAAUCAUUAUGGGUGCACCAACUUCCCGCAGAUGGCCAGCAACAUGGUGCAUCAGGGUGCAGGGCCUGCCUUUGAAGCAUGCCUCAAGGAGUCUCUGAGGAGUGGUGUUCCCGAGCACAAGCAAGUCUUGGCUCUGGGAGAACAUUCCAAGCUCUUGAACUUCAUGUUGAGGCUACCGAAAUCAAGCAGGCAUUCAGUGCAGAGAGGAUUUCCCAGCCAGCUACAGUUGUGAAUCCCACUUUUUGGGGACUGUCGUACACUCCUUGGACCAUUAUGUGUUUUGCUUUGGACCAUCAACCCUUGGGUCUUCAGUGGACUCAAACCCUCCAAGGAGUACCAGACCUGGACCACAGCACGGUGCUGCUCGCUGCUGACGGCAAAAUUCAGUUCCACAGGAUGGUUUACUCUGCUGCUUCCAGGAUCUGGAUGAGACCUUCGCAGACGAAAUUCAGACGUGCAUUGUGAAGUGAUGCGCAUUGAAAUUCAGAUUGUUCAGUUGCGUAUUGUUGCGUAUUGAAUUUGGCCAAUUCUCAAUCUGCUUUGUCACGAAAUUGGCUGGACAUUUGUGUCCCAAAUUCGUGCUUAGUUUGUAGGCGAUUACUGUACCAGCCACGUGUAUAGGUUAUCAAUUCGCUGGAUUUUUUCGUUUUUGAUCAUUUUUGUCCCAAUUUUGUGCUAAGCUUGCAGGAGCCAAGCUCGCGCAAUUGUCAACUUGUUCUGAUUUGAUGCGGGACCUGUGCACUUUUCUGGAUCUUGCCAGACCGAGUAUCAGUGCAAGUUUUAGAGCUGAGCUUGGGGUGAUCGCGGCGCCCAUGUGUGAUCCCUGACAGGGGCCUUUGCUCGCGAGAUUCAACGCAAAGUUGGCACGUUGCCCCUUUCGGUUGGCGUGAUCCCAUGAGUCUUGUAGCUAAGUAACGUGUUGAUCCGAGGGAUCCAUCCUU